Messenger RNA from Condylostylus longicornis, 1326 nucleotides. RefSeq names its product protein will die slowly (gene wds). NCBI's taxonomy places the organism in Eukaryota, Metazoa, Arthropoda, Insecta, Diptera, Dolichopodidae. Gene Ontology annotation, molecular function: protein binding. The transcript has a single exon. The record is from RefSeq and is a predicted model, not a curated record. The coding region runs from base 147 to 1190 and encodes 347 amino acids.
GGAACUUUUAUCAACAAUUUUGGUAACUAUAAAGGUGAAGGUGUAUCAAAAACAAGCGAUAUAUUUACGGUGCAAAAAUUAUACAAUUUGCAAACUUUCAGGUUGUAAACAGGUUUGCAUUUUACAUUUAUUAAACAAAGACGAAUAUGGUUCCGAUCGGUCCCAGUGGCGGACACGGCGGUCACUCAGGAGUUCACCAACCACAAAUUCAAAACCCACAACCGGUAUCCAGUCAAAUUUCAAGUCAACAGUCAUCUAAUAAAUCUUCCACAAGCAUUAAACCUAAUUAUACUUUAAAAUUCACAUUAGCUGGUCAUACAAAAGCGGUUUCUGCUGUUAAAUUUAGUCCAAAUGGAGAAUGGCUAGCAAGCUCAUCAGCUGAUAAAUUAAUCAAAAUAUGGGGAGCGUACGAUGGAAAAUUCGAAAAAACUAUUUCAGGUCAUAAAUUGGGUAUAAGUGAUGUUGCCUGGUCAUCAGACAGUCGUUUACUAGUAAGUGCUAGUGAUGACAAAACCUUAAAAAUAUGGGAACUAAGCUCCGGAAAAUGUUUGAAAACUUUAAAAGGACACAGUAAUUAUGUGUUUUGCUGUAAUUUUAAUCCACAAAGCAAUUUAAUAGUAUCAGGAAGCUUUGAUGAGAGUGUGAGAAUAUGGGAUGUUCGAACUGGAAAAUGCUUAAAAACGCUGCCUGCACAUUCAGAUCCAGUUUCCGCCGUACAUUUCAAUAGAGACGGAUCUCUUAUAGUUUCCUCAAGUUAUGAUGGAUUAUGUCGCAUAUGGGAUACAGCAAGUGGCCAGUGCUUAAAAACAUUAAUUGAUGACGAUAACCCGCCAGUUAGCUUUGUUAAAUUUUCCCCAAAUGGUAAAUACAUACUGGCCGCAACUUUAGACAACACAUUGAAAUUAUGGGACUAUUCAAAAGGAAAAUGUUUGAAAACCUAUACAGGACAUAAAAAUGAAAAAUAUUGUAUAUUCGCUAACUUUUCAGUGACAGGGGGUAAAUGGAUUGUGUCUGGUAGUGAAGACAACAUGGUAUAUAUUUGGAACCUGCAAAGUAAAGAAGUUGUACAAAGACUUCAAGGUCACACUGAUACUGUUCUUUGUACAGCAUGCCAUCCAACAGAAAAUAUAAUUGCAUCAGCUGCUCUUGAAAAUGAUAAGACGAUAAAACUUUGGAAAAGUGAUACAUGAAUACUAAAACUGAAGUUUAAAGUUUUUAAAGUUAAGAUUUUAAUUAUAAUUUUUUUCACUUAUGCAAAAAUAAUCUGUUUAAUUCAUAAACUAAAACAGUUUAUAAAGCCUUUAUAACAAAUAAAUAAAAUCUAUA